Vitrella brassicaformis is the source of this 2025-nucleotide messenger RNA. Lineage: Eukaryota; Vitrellaceae. The record is from the annotation of a GenBank genome assembly.
CGGAGGAGGAGCCCAAAGAUCUGCUCUGAAAAAGGCAGCGCUGCAUCAAGCAACGAUGGGAGAUCGCGAAUACAUCAUCACAGGCGGCUAUUGCCACCCCCCGUCAGACCCGGCGUCCAGCACUCACGCCCGAAGCCGCUUCAAAGGCAAGUCCAUCAUCGUCACAGGAGGCGCCGGCAACUUCGGCAAGGCAUGCGCCCUUCGCAUGGCGUCAGAGGGCGCUAAAGUCGCCCUGUUCGACCUGGUGGACCCCAGCAAGGCCAAGGAAGAGAUCCAAGCAUCGAACCCCGGCUGCACCGUCUUGGGUGUGCAGUGCGACGUGACAAAGAACGAUGAGGUCGAGAGGGCGGUGGCGAGCGUGAAAGAGGCGUUCGGGCGGGUAGACUACCUGUUCAACAACGCGGGCUACCAGGGGGCGUUCAGGCCGCUGCCCGACUACCCCCCUGACGACUUCCGGAGGGUGCUGGACAUCAACGUGUCGGGCGUCUUCCACGUGCUGCGGGCCGUGAGUAAUGUCAUGAAGAGCCAGGAGCCACAAGGUCGCCCACCCACACAAGGAGGGAGAGCGAGGAAUGGACCGAUUGUGUGUGUGUGUGUGAUGGGUGGUUGUUCUGCGUCAGGUGGCUCGAUAGUUCAGACGGCGAGCAUGGCGGCUCACUCCGGCCCGCCCAACAUGGUGGCAUACGGCUCCUCAAAGGCUGCUGUCCACCACAUGACACGAAUCGCCGCCAAGGUGGGCCGGUGGGCAAAUACCGACGCUCCCCACGCGCCAUCAGCUGACUGUGUGUGUGGGUGGGUGGGUGGGUGGGUGUGCGUGUGUCAGGACCUGGCCCCCCACGACAUCCGUGUCAACUCAGUUUCGCCUGCGUUCACCGGUCCUGGCUUCAUGUGGACGCGGCAGGUGGAGCUGCAGGCCGAGGCGGGGUCGAUACACUAUGGUCAGUCAGUCGCGAUGGAUGGAGCCAACUCCCACCACACCACACAAAGAGAGCCAUCCAUCCAUCCAUCCAUCCAGCCUGUGUAUGUGUGUGUGUGUCAGAUAAGGACCCCAAGGUCGUUGCACAGCAGAUGAUCGGAUCAACACCCCUGAGGAGGUGGGUCGAAGUGACACACACACACACACACACACACACAGAGAGAGAGAGAAAGAGGGAGAGACAUUGCAAGUGUGUUGCUAUAUCAUGAACGUGCGUGUGUGUGCGUUUGCGCGCACAGGUAUGGUUCUGUUGACGAGGUGAUCGGCCCCGUGACCUUCCUGCUGAGUGACGACGCCUCAUACCUCACCGGGAUCGAUAUCCAAGUCACGGGCGGGAUGAACUAACUGAUCAGCUGACGGACUGACGCACCCACCUGUUGCCGAGAGAGAGAGAGAGACAGACAGCCAGCCGAUGCGAUGUCCCGUUUUCUGUCCACUUUGUGUAUCUGUUGUGUCUUCCCAUGCACUCACUGCACGUGUAUGUGUAUGUGUAUGUGUGUGUGUGAGUGAGGCGGUAAUUCAUCAUUCAUUCGCGAGGGCAGCCCAGCCUGGUAGAGAGAGAGAGAGAGAGAGAAAGAGAGGUCUGUCGUGUCGUGUGGGAGUGAGGUCUUUAUGUGGCGGUCGGCUUGCGGCGAAGGAAGGCAUGUGUCUGUCUGAGAUGCGAGGCUGGACGGGAUGGCCAGUCGCUUCUGUUGCGAUCCAGCAGACGCGGUUCACCCUCCACCCACCCACGUGUCAGUGACAGGUGCUGCAUGCCUCUGUGAUUCGUGAUUUCAGUGGCCAAGCUGAGGGCGUUCCGGUUUCCGUGUUAUGUGUGUGCGGAGCGGCAUGUGUGGUGCUCUCGUUGGUCUGAUGCGUGUAUCUGUUUACGAGGAAGACCUGCAGGGUGGGUCGCAUCUGCUGUCCAGCAGAUGCGGGUCGCCGUGCCGGUGGCCGCCGUUGACAGAUUCAUGACAUCAAGACAAAGUGACCGAUGAGGGACUGUGGACACACACGAGUGAGACACAAAUCAAACUGAAUCAGGCAGGGAGAAUGGGCAUUCAAGAGAU